Molecule: messenger RNA, 447 nt
Organism: Mesitornis unicolor (brown roatelo)
Lineage: Eukaryota; Metazoa; Chordata; Aves; Mesitornithiformes; Mesitornithidae
Gene: RCHY1
Product: ring finger and CHY zinc finger domain containing 1, E3 ubiquitin protein ligase
Exons: 6
Biological process (GO): ubiquitin-dependent protein catabolic process; protein ubiquitination
Cellular component (GO): nucleus
Molecular function (GO): ubiquitin protein ligase activity
Source: RefSeq, a predicted model, not a curated record
GCCCAGCAGCGCUGCGAGGGCUGCGACAACCUCUUCGGCGAGUACUAUUGCGGCGUCUGCCACCUCUUCGAUCGCGACAAGAAGCAGUACCACUGCGCCGAGUGUGGCAUCUGCAGGAUUGGUCCAAAGGAGGACUUUUUCCACUGUUCAAAAUGUAAUUUAUGCCUAAACUUGAGCCUUCAAGGAAAGCACACGUGCAUUGAAAACGUCUCCAGGCAGGAUUGCCCAAUAUGUUUGGAGGAUAUUCACACGUCUCGUGUUGGAGCUCAUGUUCUGCCGUGUGGUCACCUUCUUCACAGAACGUGCUACGAGGACCUGCUAAAGGAAGGUUACCGGUGUCCGUUGUGCAUGCACUCGGCUUUGGAUAUGACGAGGUACUGGCACCAGCUGGAUGAUGAAGUGGCACAGACUCCUAUGCCCACAGAGUAUCAGAACAUGAGGGUGGAG